Pristis pectinata (smalltooth sawfish) is the source of this 2930-nucleotide messenger RNA. RefSeq names its product glutamic-oxaloacetic transaminase 1, soluble (gene got1). Gene Ontology annotation, biological process: L-aspartate biosynthetic process. The record is from RefSeq and is a predicted model, not a curated record. Gene Ontology annotation, molecular function: L-aspartate:2-oxoglutarate transaminase activity; pyridoxal phosphate binding. Gene Ontology annotation, cellular component: cytosol. The transcript has 9 exons. The coding region runs from base 45 to 1289 and encodes 414 amino acids. NCBI's taxonomy places the organism in Eukaryota, Metazoa, Chordata, Chondrichthyes, Rhinopristiformes, Pristidae.
CCGCCCGCCGCCGAUCGCUGCCCGCCCGCCCGCCCGCUGCCCCAAUGGCGUGCGCCUCCUCUUUCUUUGCCGCCGUGCCGCUGGCUGCGCCCGUGGUCAUCUUCAAGCUGACGGCCGACUUCAAGGAGGACCCGAGCCCCAAGAAGGUCAACCUCGGAGUCGGAGCUUAUCGCACUAACGAAGGUAAACCCUGGGUAUUGCCUGUUGUGAGGAAGGUGGAGAAAUGCCUUGCUAAUAAUGAUACUCUCAACCACGAGUACGUGCCCAUAUUGGGCCUUCCAGAAUUCACCAGGAGUUCUUGUGAAAUAAUUCUUGGAAAGGACAGUCCGGCCAUUGCAGAUAACAGAGUGGGUGGUGUGCAGUGCUUAGGAGGAACUGGCGCUCUUCGUUUGGGUGCGGACUUCCUGCACGGAUGGUACAAUGGAACUAAUAACUCAUCAACACCAGUAUAUGUUUCUGCACCGACUUGGGCAAACCACAAUGGGGUGUUUGGUGCUGCUGGGUUCACCAACAUUCGCAGCUAUCGUUACUGGGACCCAACCAAGCGUGGUCUAGAUCUAGGAGGACUUCUGGAAGAUCUGGAGAAUGCUCCAGAAUUUUCAAUUAUUCUGUUGCAUGCAUGUGCACACAAUCCAACUGGUACUGACCCAACUCCAGAGGAAUGGAAGAAGAUUGCUGAGGUCAUGAAGAAAAAGUCUCUUUUCCCUUUCUUUGAUUCAGCCUAUCAGGGCUUUGCAUCUGGAAACUUGGAUAAAGAUGCCUGGGCUGUCCGUUACUUUGUAAGCCAAGGUUUCGAGCUUUUCUGUGCACAAUCCUUCUCUAAGAAUUUUGGAUUAUAUAAUGAGCGAGUUGGAAAUCUAUGUAUUGUGGCAAAAGACAAUGACAACGUGAACAGGGUUCGAUCUCAGAUGGAGAAGAUAGCCCGUACAAUUUGGUCAAAUCCUCCAGCUCAAGGGGCUCGUAUUGUAGCCACAACGCUUAAUGAUCCAGAACUCUUUGCAGAAUGGACAUCUAACGUGAAGACGAUGGCUGACCGAGUAUUACUGAUGAGAGCCCAACUGAAGGAAAAACUGGAGAAGCUGGGGACGCCUGGCACUUGGGAUCACAUCACCCAACAGAUCGGAAUGUUCAGUUUCACAGGACUGAACCCUUCUCAGGUUGAUUACAUGGUUAAGAAGAAACACAUCUAUUUAUUGGCUAACGGCCGCAUCAAUAUGUGCGGUCUGACCACUUCCAACCUGGAUUACGUGGCUGAAUCCAUUAAAGAAGCAGUGACAAGCGGCCAGUAAACAAGAACUCACUUCUGAAGCAAUCUGUAGAUGUGACUGUGUGUAUGUGAUAGCGGCUGUUUUUUUGGUGUUGCAGAUUCUCAUGCCCUUAAUGCAGGAUUUUCUAUAAUACCCUGUUGGGUAAUUGGGUAAUACUCAAAUGUUUUUGAUGUUCUGUGGUUUCCUUUCUCCAAAGGAAAACCUUGAAAAAAAUUAGAUGCCAGAAGAGCAAGAGGGCUUUUAAUUUCUUCAUGUUUAAAUUGGAGCGAUGUUCCCUUCAGCUUUACCACAGGAGUGAUGAUGAGGUGUGGAAAGUGAGGUCUUGAAUGGAUUAAUUUGUUGAGAACAAAGUUUUCAUCCACAUGUUGCUGUUUAGUCGAUCUCAGUUUAAGCUAAUGACAUGCUUUAAGGUAAAUUGUAGUGUCAAUCUUCCAGUAGAUGUGUAUAAGGAUAUUCAACAGCAUGUAAUAAUUUUCAAAAUGCAAUUGUAGAAUGAAUUCUAAAUGCACUCAAAUUGAUCUGUUGUGUUGAGGCCUUUUUAUCAUGAUCAGAUCCUCUCAACCAAGCGCGUUGUCAGUAAACAGUCCAGUCUUGGAGAUGGGGAGCUUGGUCUAUGUGAGGUGGCAGCUGAUCUGCUUCAUACAUCAUCCUGUGGUGAAUUGGCUGAUGGGCUAAUUGCUUAUUUCUUUGACCUGUUUCUUAAUGUACUGUAAUAGAAGCAAAGUUCAAUGAGUAGGAUCAAUACCUCAGGGACAGAAGUAAUUCCAUCCAGGUGUAUUUGCCUGUUGUGUUUGACUGAGUUGCCGUAAUUAUACAGCCACGAUGGGGCCUUGGAUUGCUGUGCUUCUAACUGUUAACUUUUUAACUAGUGUGACUGAAAAAUAGAGAAUUACUAAUUUGGGUCUAAUCCAAAUUGAAGGGGUUGUGUGGUGCAGUGAGGGCACUAAGUUGCUUGACUCAGGAAGAUUUUGAAGGUAGCAUUCCAGCUGGAGGACUCAGUAACAUCAGAGUCAGAGAAUCCUAAACCUUAGCAAGUUAAUGAUGCAAUUUUAGUCUGGAAAUAGUAUUUGUGAUCCACAUAGUAUUAAAUGUCUGGUCUUAAGCCCUCUCCUGUGAAAUACUUUCAAAACAAUAACCAUACUGAUUAGUUAUUUUUCUUAGCAGAAGAUAAGAAGCUAUUGGAAUAUCAGUUGAGCUUGUUAACGAGUUAAUGAACAGCAUAUGAAUGUAACCAGACUGGAGUUGACUCUGUACCACCAUGUCACUUAAGAUGGGAGUUCCUAUAGGGAAUAUUCUCAAGUAGAGUUUACAUAUAAUAAUAAUUUUCUUCAGAUUAAUUUAGGAAAAAAAAUGAAACAUUUUGAUUUAGGAAGGUGGAUGGGGUUAUGGAGAAAGGCAGGAUGGGGAUUCUGCUACCUCUAUUAACUGUUUGCAUCCUGAAGUCCUUGCAUCUCAUUGUUUUGUAGUAUUUGAUGAUACAAUGGAUAGAUUGACUGCUAAUACCUGAUCAAGUAAUUAGCACUGAUUCAGUAUAUGCAUUUGCUAUAAACUGCUUAUAGUCUUUUAAGAAUUUCCCAAAGAUAUUUGGGUUGUACAAGUCUGGCUAAUGUGAGUUUAUGUAUAAAUGUGUCACAUCAAAACAAAAUAAAGAUUUAAAAAUUA